AUGGCCUACGAUAAUCAAAUCGCCACAUCCCGCAACACUUCCGCAGCAGCAAAGUCACGGGACGCCAACUUGUCGCCCAGCCGGAAGACGGGGAUCAGACAUUGCAAGGACUACCCACCCCUCAAGAAAACAGCCACCUCGCUUUCACGGGUGGAGGAAUUCGGGGAACCGGUGGUGGACCUGGACCACCUGGACAAGCUCAGAGAGUGCAAUGAGGAUCGUGCACGCACCGCGUCAGCAAAUGAAUCAACAAGUGGAGAUGAUGGAACCACCACGAUAAACAAA
Molecule: messenger RNA, 285 nt
Organism: Mesorhabditis belari
Lineage: Eukaryota; Metazoa; Nematoda; Chromadorea; Rhabditida; Rhabditidae
Source: the annotation of a GenBank genome assembly